Messenger RNA from Penaeus indicus, 2279 nucleotides. RefSeq names its product zwei Ig domain protein zig-8-like. Lineage: Eukaryota; Metazoa; Arthropoda; Malacostraca; Decapoda; Penaeidae. The coding region runs from base 1400 to 2272 and encodes 290 amino acids. The record is from RefSeq and is a predicted model, not a curated record. Gene Ontology annotation, cellular component: neuron projection membrane. Gene Ontology annotation, biological process: synapse organization. The transcript has 8 exons.
UCGAGUGACUCUGUACCACCAAAAAGAACUCUACGACAAGGUCUCUUACUACACACACAUUGUUCGUGUUUAACUCACGUACUCUGCAUCUUGAACUCCUCUGUAUUUGCCGAGGAAGUAAAUUACACGUUGUACCCGCGAAAACACAUACCUCAUUCGUCGGUGAAAUCAACCAUCACGAAAGCUGUUGCCGCCACGGUGAGAAAUUGACCAACGCCAGGAAUAAGAGUAAGAAAAAAAAACAAAACAAAAACAACUGAAGAAGGAACAGUAUAGCCGAAAAGGAGAGGAGAAUCGACGGUGUUUGCAGCGUACCUGGACGAGGAGGAACAAGCCGGAAGAUAUAUAAGAGGCGCUGGCAUCCAUUUUGGGAAGAACGUCUGGGUGAUUACACCACACGAGCGAAAUAUUCACAGAAGGGUGCUUUUAAAUGGAUAAAUUGCUUCAACAUGUACUUUCACUUGUGGUCGUAUAACAAAAAGAUAUUUUUGUUUUCAUAUCAAAAGUAUACACAUUAGUACUUAUUGAUAAGCUCUGGAGAAGGGGACACAGUAAAUAUACUUUUAAGAUAAGCCGAAGGAAGGAAAAAUAACCUUGAAAUGUUCUUUUUUCUAUCUAAUCUCAAAUAAACUCCACCUUAGAGGAAUGAAAAUAUUUUGAUAUCACGAAUCAACAAACACACGCGAUAAAGCAAUAGAGCCGGAAAUCGACUCACAAAAUUUCUCGCAAACCGCACUCUCUCCUUUGUUAUUUUGUCAGUGGUGUAUGACGCGAAUGAUUAAUCAUAUUCAGCAUUGGUAAAACCCUAAAAAAUAAUGAUAAUAAAUAAAUGAAUAAAUAAUCGCAUGUAGUGACACGUAUGUAACUGGACUGGUUGAUCUUUAUGGACACUGACGACAGAAAUUCUCCAGAAAACCACUGAACAGUUCGCAGGAAAUGUAAUAAGACUCAACACCCGCACGUCGGCCUCUUCUACCUACACAAACGUAGUUACCCGUCUAAAAAGAACGGAGAAAACUGUAAACUUAGUUCUGUUCAUUGGGAGUAAGACGUUUUAAAAAAACAGAGAAAAAAAAAGAAAAGACAUACUAGCCAUUUCCCACAACUUCAGCACACACCCAGACAAAAGAGAACAAAGUGGUCCUUGAACGCCCAGAGAUAAAGUUCUUGAUACCAUCAGGAGAGAACCCGAAAUGGUCUUCGCUGAAGCUGAUUAAGAACUCCAGUGAAGACAGCAGUGAUUUACAGAUUUACGUAAAUAGGCUGCGGUUCCGAGACGACUGGACAGCGCGAAAUCUGAGGGAGAUCGAGACGUGUUAUAUCAUCUGGUACACUUCAGGUCUGGAAUAGGUGUUAGAUUUGUACCUUCCUGCCUGCAGCUCACAAGACAACGGUGACCAUGGGUCGUCAGAGGCUACAGACUUUGCUGACUCGAGCUCUACUGUGUUCUGCACUUCUCUCUUUGCCAGGGUCAGCUUGGGCGAGGAAGAGGCUUCCCCGUCACGUGGUUCCUGAGCCGACAGACCCGGGGCCGACGCUGCCUCCCGUGUUCGACCCACUCAUGCCCACCAACGUCACAGUUACAGCUACCAAGACGGCCGUUCUCGCCUGCGUGGUUCACAACCUUGGUAGCAAUACGGUGUCCUGGAUACGCCAUCGCGACCUGCACAUCCUCUCCGUAGGCCCUGUGACCUACACGACCGACAACCGCUUCGAGGCAAUCCCUGAGGAAGGAGCUGGUAACUGGAUGCUGCGUCUGCGAUAUGCUAGCCCUCGAGACUCCGGACAGUACGAUUGCCAGGUCUCCUCCCGGCCGCCCACAUACCGCACCGUACACCUUACUGUCGUAGAACCCCAGGCCAAGAUUCUCCGCGCCCCAGAGAUGCAUGUAGGUGUAGGGUCACCUAUCAACCUCACCUGUGUUGUCCCAUACGCACCUGAACCACCAGAUUACCUCCACUGGUAUCAUAAGGAUAAGAUGGUUUGGGAGGACGGGGAACGUGUGAGGAUUAGGACACAGCUGGGUCGCCGUAGCAUCAGCCAGCUGUUGGUGAAGAACGCCAACGCUCAGGACUCCGGCGUGUACACCUGCCAACCCGCCUACUCACGGGAACACUCUAUCACUGUUCAUGUACUUACAGGGGAAUACCCGGCGCCCAUGCAGGGUGGGUCAUCCGUGACCUUUGCUGGACGUCGCUACUGGGCCUGGCUGACCUCUGCCCUCGUCGCUACCGCCGUCUCUACCCAUCUCUUAUCGUAUUUUUAUAUGUAAAUAACAG